Molecule: messenger RNA, 1188 nt
Organism: [Candida] anglica
Lineage: Eukaryota; Fungi; Ascomycota; Pichiomycetes; Serinales; Debaryomycetaceae
Source: the annotation of a GenBank genome assembly
AUGUUGAAUAGACUUCGUAUCAAGCCUAGAUUUUUCUCCACAACCAUGUCCGUACCAUACAAGCAACCAGCCCACAAGCUCACCAUGAUCCCGGGGCCAAUUGAGUUUUCCGACUCUGUCCUUUAUGCCAUGUCGACUCCUUCUCAAGCCCACACUUCCCCUGAGUUUGUCAAGACUUUCCAAUCAACAUUGCAAAACUUGAGAAAGCUUUUCAAGUCCACCGACCCAAAGGCACAACCAUAUGUUUUGGCCGGGUCUGGUACUUUAGGUUGGGAUGUUGCUGCCGCCAACUUGAUCACUCCUGGUGAUAAGGUUUUGGUGUUGUCUACUGGAUUCUUUUCCGAUUCAUUUGCUGAUUGUCUCAAGGUUUACGAUGCUGAUGUUGAUGUUGUUACCGCCGAAGUCGGUGACGUUGUUCCGCUCUCCACCAUUGAAGAAAAGCUCAAGGCUGAAUCUUAUAAGGCUAUUACCAUUACUCAUGUUGACACCUCCACUUCUGUUGUCAGUGACGUUAAGGCCAUUUCCGAGGUUGUUAAGAAGGUUUCUCCUGAAACCUUAAUUAUUGUCGACGGUGUUUGCUCCAUUGGAGUGGAAAACUUGGAGUUUGACAACUGGGGUGUUGAUUUUGCCCUCACUGCUUCUCAAAAGGCAAUUGGAGUUCCAGCUGGUUUGUCGAUCUUCUACGCUUCCUCUAGAGCCGUGGAAAAAGCCUUAGGUAGAGAAAAGGACUCCCUGUACUUUGCCUCUUUGAAGAAAUGGACUCCUAUCAUGAAGGCAUACGAAAGUGGUUCCGGUGCUUAUUUUGCCACCCCAGCCGUUCAAACUGUCACUGCCUUGAAGGUCUCCUUGGAUGAAAUUUUGAGUGAAACAUUAGAUCAAAGAUUUGCUAAACAUGCACAAGUUUCUAAGGAUUUCAAGGCUUACUUGUCUAAGUUAGGUUUAAAGAUUUUACCAAAGAAUGAAGAGGUUGCUGCCAAUGGGUUGACUGCCGUUUAUUUCCCAGAGGGAAUCAAUGGGGCUGACCUUUUGGCCAAGUUGGGAACCAAGGGUUUCACUGUUGCAGGAGGAAUUCACAAGGCUUUGGUUGGUAAGUAUUUCAGAGUUGGUCACAUGGGUGUCUCUGUUUACGAAGGUCACGUUGAAAAGAUCUCCAAGGCUAUUUCUGAAUCUUUAGACGAACUCAAAUGA